AUGAAAUCAAUUUUCUUUCACUUGGAAAACCCGGAUAAAGUUCAAAUUCAAUUAUUUUUAAAUAACGACGUUCCUAAAAUCACUAAAGUAAUAUCAUUUCAAAGAAACUUAUCGGAAAAUCUUGGAAAGUUUUUAAUUAAAUUAAACGGACGAGUGGAAGAUUUAGUCAAAAAGAGUAGUAAAUCGGGAAAGAAAGAUAAAACUAAUGAUGAUAAUAAUAGUAUUAAUGUAAUUGGGAAAUUUUUUUCAAACGAUGAACCAAUCUCAGAUGAAUUGACUUUUCAAAAUAUGUUUGAAGAACAUGAAAAAAACAAAAUUACAUUAAAUAUAUUGGGUGUUGAUUAUAACGCUUUUAUUAAUUGGCCGUAUGUAUCAGUCAUAAAACCACCUAAAGAAAUUAAAGUGGGAUGUCCAACUUCUCCUUCUGAAAUUGUUAUUUUAAGCGGUGAUUUGAAACAUUCAAAUUUUAAAUGGUAUAAAAAAUUACCACACCACAGAGAUUGGAUUUACUGUGAAGACAAUUUUUUUUAUACUCCAAAGGAAGAAGACAUAGGUUAUAAUAUAAAACUUGUCUGCAUUCCUAAAAGUGAAAACAAAAUAGGAUCGGAAUAUCAUGUUGAUUGUCCAAAACUUGUGACACCAUUCAAUGAAACAGAGUUAAUUAAAAAAAGGCAUGAAUUUACCAAAAGUGAAACGAAACCUGAAAAAAUUCGUGUUGUGUGUUAUAACAUUUUAGCAGAUACAUAUACUAAUACAAAAGAAGCCAAAAACUCUAUUUUCGCUUAUUGUAAUUCUGAUGCCCUUGAUUUAGAAAACAGGAAAAGAUUAUUAUUAACAGAAUUAACUGGGUAUAAUUCUGAUAUAAUUUGUUUACAAGAAGUUGAUAAAAAAUUAUAUGACACAGUAUUUUUACCAUUUUGUAAUUUUAAAAAUUUCAAUAGUGUUUAUAAUAAAAAAGAAGGCUUCAGGGAAGGAUGUGCUAUGUUUUAUAAAAAAUCAAAAUUUGAAUUUAUUGAUCAUGUGCAAUAUUUAUAUGCUGUCGAACUUAAAAAUAAUAAGAUUUUUAAAAAUUUGAAAGAAAUAAUUUAUAAUAAUAACAAAUUGGUUACAAGAUUAAAUAGUUUACAAACUUUACUUCAAGUGGUUGUUUUAAAAUCUUUAACAUCUGCAAAUGAUUAUUUAGUUGUUGGUAAUACACAUUUAUAUUUUCAUCCUGAUGCUGAUCACAUUCGUUUAUUGCAAGGAAUCAUGGGUUUUGACCUACUUAAUAAUACAGCAAAUGAAUUAAAAAGAAAAUUGCCUGACAUAAAUGUUUCGAUAAUAUUUUGUGGAGAUUUUAACAGUACUCCAGAUUGUGGAGUUUAUAAAUAUAUAACUGAAGGAUAUAUUGAAGGCUCAGAAAUUGACUGGAAAAGUAAUUUAGAAGAAGCAGUUGAUGGAUAUUCAGCUAAUCAUUCGGUGAAAAUGAUAAGUGCUUGUGGUACACCAGAGUUUACUAAUUACACUAAAGGAUUUAAAGCAUGCUUAGAUUAUAUUUAUUUUCAAAACAACAGAUUAGAAUUGGAGAGUUUUGUUCCUUUUCCAAGUCUGGAUGAUUUAAGUAGGGAAGUAGCUUUACCAAGCACAUUUUUUCCAUCAGACCAUGUAGCAUUGAUUGCUGAUCUUAAAUGGAAAUGCUAA
Messenger RNA from Pediculus humanus corporis (human body louse), 1680 nucleotides. Its product is annotated as CCR4-NOT transcription complex subunit, putative. Bases 1 to 1680 code for a protein of 559 amino acids. NCBI's taxonomy places the organism in Eukaryota, Metazoa, Arthropoda, Insecta, Psocodea, Pediculidae. Gene Ontology annotation, cellular component: mitochondrion. The record is from RefSeq and is a predicted model, not a curated record. Gene Ontology annotation, biological process: nuclear-transcribed mRNA catabolic process, deadenylation-dependent decay. The transcript has 3 exons. Gene Ontology annotation, molecular function: 3'-5'-RNA exonuclease activity.